Molecule: messenger RNA, 1134 nt
Organism: Sorghum bicolor (sorghum)
Lineage: Eukaryota; Viridiplantae; Streptophyta; Magnoliopsida; Poales; Poaceae
Exons: 2
Coding region: 24-581 (185 amino acids)
Source: RefSeq, a predicted model, not a curated record
CUCUAACUCGAGCAGAGGCGACGAUGGGGCGACGCGAGGCAACCGUGGGGCAACGCGAGGCGACCGCAGCGUGGCGCACGGCGACGGCGACCCUACAUCCUUCCCCUUCCUUCUUCUCGCCGUUGCCUCGUUUCGCCCCGGCCGGCCGCGGAGGCCGUAGAUCCUGCACGCCGCAGCGUCGACCGGGCGGCGGCAGGUGGAAUCUCCUGUGUGCGAAUGCGAUCCCUGGACGGCCCGGCCGGCCGCGGAUCUCGACGUGGCCAGCGGCUAUUUUACUCGGGGAAUACUGGACACAGCUGCCUUUGCGCCCGUGCGCGAUCGAGCAUUAUUGGACAGAUGCGUUCGGUUGCACAUUGCAGUCCAGUGACCAGUCCUGGAGCUGCAGCGGUAUGCCACUGCCUGACGGUACGGAUGCUGUUCUCUGCAGGUUUAGCACGGCAGUCGGCAGGAAAUGGAAUGUGUGCGCCAGAAUAAAAUACGCCCGUUUAACCCUCCGGCGAACGUCCGGGGAAGCUUCAGCUCAGCAGCUCUGGGCAAUUUGGAUAAUGGGCAUUGCAGAUCUUUCUUUUUUUGUAGAUUAAUGGCGUUGCGGAUCUAGAAACUGAGGCAGAUUAUUAGACGAAUAAACGACGAUGUGUCGGAGUAAUCUACAGAGAUGUAUCUAUUCUUGCAUACCAGCAUACAUUUUUCUUGCAAUGCCAUUCUUGCAUAAAUAACCCUUGGGUAAUUAUAGGUUGAGCUCGAAAGACAUAGUGUGAUUGAAAUGUGCAGCUGUAUAUUUCAGAAGAUAUAGCCCAUAUGUUCCAGAUAAUGUCUGUUAAUUUCUGUAAUUUACUUGGAAUUUGUAUGCAAAAAUUUAAGACAUACAUCCAAACUUGAGUUGGUUCCUAUUUAUGCCAGAUCCUUCUUUUGAAGCAUAGUAUCAGAUGCCUUAUUUUUUGUAGUUAGGAUCUCCUUCUCACUCCAAAGUAUGGUUGGUGUAUACUUGGCCUUUCCCACUGUAGUUUGCUAUCAUCAGUCAGUUGCGCGCAUACAAAUAUUUUGGUAGUUUGCUAUCAUCAUGGAGGGUAGUUUGCUAUCAUCAUGCUAGCCAGCCGGCAGCAGGUUAAUUAUUCAGAGCCUGCAGAGGAGAUA